CACCCAUUCUUAACUGUGAGUGAGAGUGAGUCACUUGAUAAUGUCUCUUAUUCUUUAUUACAACAAAAAAAAAACCUUUUCACACAUACAAUAGUCCAAUCAUGCUGUGACAGAUAACACAGAAGCAGACGAUGAGUUCAUCAGUCAGUGUUGGCUCCACCCUGUGGCUCUUUGUCCUCCGGGGAAGGGGAGGGCAGUGAUUGUGCAUGGGGGUGUUUGUGUGCCUGUCUGCCUACUUGCCUGCUGGUCUGUCUGGUUGCAUGUGAGUGCUGAAGUGGGCGGAUAACAUUUAGACUGAAACUAUGUGGCUUGACUGACGUUCACAUCAUCUAGGUGCGGCUUUGUAGGCUCUUCAGUAAUCCAGGAACUGCCUGCUGUAAAAGUGCCUGAGCCAGUCACAUUCAGGGAGCAUAAGAGUGUGGAAGUGAAGCCGGGCAGACAGAGGACGACUGGAGACAUGGCAGCUACAGCAGCUGAAGAAGCAGCUCCCAUCUUCAAGCAGCAGAAGCUGUGCAGCGUCUGUUCAGGUGUCCUGAGUGAAAACCAGCCGGCAGCCUGUGGUCACUCUGUUUGCGUCUCCUGCCUCGGGGACACAAGUCAAGGAUGUCCCAAGUGCCUGCAGAGCCCUGACAAGCCUGAACCUGUCAAACAGAAUGGAACAGAGGCUGAAGCUCCUGCGAUUAAGAGCAAAGAGGAGCAAAAUCAAGAUUCAAAGGCAACAGAGGAGAUCAAAAUACAACAAGAUCUGAAGGAGUCUGAGGACCCCAAGAAGCCUGAAGAGGACAAGAAACAGGCAGAGCCGCAGACAAAUGGAGCAAAAGAGGAGGAAAAAGAAGAGGAGGUGAAGGUGGAACCUUUGGGCCCCGACGACGUGGUGUGUGAUUCGUGUAUCGAGAGCCCCUGCAGAGCCCUCAAGUCCUGCCUCACCUGCCUGGUGUCCUACUGCGAGGCCCACCUCCGGCCUCACCUGGAGAACCCAAAGUUUCAGAACCACCGGCUGGUGGAGCCGCUCAGGGACAUCGAGAGGCGGACAUGCGAGAGCCACAAGUGGCCCCUGGAACUUUUCUGCUGCGCUGACGACUGCUGCAUCUGUCAAGACUGUGUGACGGAGGAUCACAAGGGCCACAACACCGUGCCUGUGGUGGAGGCUCGCAGACGGAUAGAGAGGGAACUAAGAGACAAGCAGACCGAGAUGGUGAAGACGGUGACCGCGGCGGAGAACGCCAUCAACAAACUGCAACUCAACACAGUCUCUAUCGAGCAUUCGGUGACAGAGGUACGAGCGGUGAUUGAAAGACAGUUCGAAGAGCUGCAGGCAGUGGUGAAGAGGGCAAAGCAGGAGCUGACGGAGAUCCUGGAGGGCGAGGAGAAUCAGGCCCUGAGGCAGGCCGAUGGCAUCCGGGUUCACCUGGAGCAGAGGUGCACGGAGCUGAAGAAGACGCAGGCGCAGGUGGAGAAGCUCUCCAAAAACAAAAAUGAUGUGGACUUCCUGCAGGAGUAUUCAGAGUGGAAGAAAGAAGCCACUGAUAACUCUCUGCCUGGGAUCUACAUCGGCCUGAUGGACCGUCUGAAUUCCUUCAGCCGUGUGAUCGUCGACUCCACGCAGGAGCUGUGCGCCAUGCUUGUGUCUUCAUACAUAGAGAAAGUUAAAGAGACAUGCAAGAAUGAUAAAAUGGGAAUAAAGACAACAGUUCAUGCGAUUGUUGCAGCAAAACAGAACAUAUCAUUACCAGAUCCAGAGAUUCGUGCAGACUUCCUCAAGUAUGCCGCCCAGGUGACUUUCGACGCUGAAACAGCUCACAAGUUUCUGCGUCUGACAGAAGAAAACAGGAAGGUGACUAAUACCACACCCUGGCAACAUCCUUAUCCUGAUGUACCUGAGCGGUUUGAGAACUGCCGCCAAGUGCUUGCAACAGAGAGCUUCUAUCUGGGACGCCACUACUUUGAGGUGGAUAUCAGCGGCGAGGGCACUCACAUCGGCCUGACCUACAAGAGCAUCGACCGCAAGGGCAGCGAAGGCAACAGCUGCAUCACAGGAAACAACUUCUCCUGGUGUAUCCAGUGGAACGGACGCACCUUCUCCGCCUGGCACAGCGACGUGGAAACACCUCUCAGCGUGGAGAAGUUCACCCGUAUCGGGGUGUACGUGGACUACACGCAAGGCCUCCUCAGUUUUUAUGGCGUGGACGAAACCAUGACGCUCAUACACGAGUACAAGGCAGAGUUCCUGGAGCCUCUUUACCCGGCUUUCUGGUUGUCCAAGAAGGAGAAUAUCGUCGCCUUGGUGGCACCUGGGGAGCCGUUACCACUCAAAAGCCCCUCUCCUCCCACGUCACCUGCAAACGGAGUUGUUUCAAAAACAGCAGCGUAGCGAUGAUUACAAGACAGUUUUCCUGCAUCAUUUAAGUUUUCCUCGCCGUAAUCAUUCCUCCUGUUCAUACUGGCUGUUAAAAGAUCCUUCAAAUGUGCUUUUUAAUGUAUGUGAUGGAGGCCA
Molecule: messenger RNA, 2494 nt
Organism: Thunnus maccoyii (southern bluefin tuna)
Lineage: Eukaryota; Metazoa; Chordata; Actinopteri; Scombriformes; Scombridae
Gene: trim16
Product: tripartite motif containing 16
Exons: 8
Coding region: 458-2371 (637 amino acids)
Molecular function (GO): zinc ion binding; protein binding
Source: RefSeq, a predicted model, not a curated record